AUGAUGCUUAAUUAAAAUUUGAAAAUCCUAGCCUCAUAAGUACUUUUAGAGCAAGCCUAAUAUAUAUAAAUUUUAGAGCAAAGACUAAAUCAAUAAGAAAUUUACUUAAUUAGUAAUGUUAUUUAAUAAUCUGAAAUUUCUUACAUUAAAUAACAAAUUGAAAAGCUAGCAAUAGAAUAUUAAUCUUUACUUAUUUAGAAGUACUUAAAGGAGUAAUUAUUUUAUACUAUAAAGAGCAAUAACAUAAUUUUUAAUCAAAUUAGAUUAUAUUUCUUUAUAAUAAUCAUUUGAAAGUUAACCUGAUGAUUUAAAAUGUUACAUCUCAACUAUUAAGUACUUGUCAUCAUUUAUUACAAAUAUUCCCAGUUUUUUUUAGUUUAUGUAAGAACUUAAUAUUUGUUUAUAACAUUAUAAUUAAAUUGAUUGUACUAAAACUGUUGCAAGGAGAGCUUAUAAAUUAAUGAAAUUCCAAGAAUUAUUAUGUUAUUAUAUGGAUCAAUUUUAAAAGUAGAAAGGAAUAGAUUUAAAUAAAUAUUAUAAUAUAUAAAGAAAUAUGUAAAGAUAUAAGAAUUUAGGGAAAAUCAAAUUUGAUUUUAAGAAAUAAUAAAAAAAACCUUCAUUUUCUAAUAUACCUAAUUAAUCCAUAUUAUCUACAUCAUAAUCAAAUUCAUAUUCUGUAACACCUCAACCUAAAAUUUUAGGAUAUACUGAUUCUUAUUAAUAAUCUUAAAUUUCAUCAACAAUAAAUUAAUAAAAUAAUUGUUCAUCUCUAAUAUCCCAAGUAUCCUAACUACAAAUUAAUCCUUAAAUUAAUAAUUUUUCAUAUUAAUAAUAAAAUUCAUUGAUAUAUGCUCCAUAAGUUUAAAAUCAAUAAAUCUAUGGACUAUCAGCAAUAUAAUAACCAAUUAUUUCUGAAAAUAGCUCAAAUUAUAAUUAUCCACCUAUGCCUCAAAGUUAUUAUGGUAAUAAGACUUAAACAUUUUAAUAAUAACCAUAAGAAUAAUAUUCAAUACAUUAAUAGUUUUAGAUUCUGCCAUAAAAUUAAUAAAUAUACUAAUAGUAAUAAUAAUAAUAAUAAUAAUAAUAAUAAUAAUAAUAAUAAUAAUAAUAAUAAUAAUAAUAAUAAUAAUAAUAAUAAUAAUAAUAAUAAUAAUAAUAAUAAUAAUAAUAAUAAUAAUAAUAAUAAUAAUAAUAAUAAUAAUAAUAAUAAUAAUAAUAAUAAUAAUAAUAAUAAUAAUAAUAAUAAUAAUAAUAAUAAUAAUAAUAAUAAUAAUAAUAAUAAUAAUAAUAAUAAUAAUAAUAAUAAUAAUAAUAAUAAUAAUAAUAAUAAUAAUAAUAAUAAUAAUAAUAAUAAUAAUAAUAAUAAUAAUAAUAAUAAUAAUAAUAAUAAUAAUAAUAAUAAUAAUAAUAAUAAUAAUAAUAAUAAUAAUAAUAAUAAUAAUAAUAAUAAUAAUAAUAAUAAUAAUAAUAAUAAUAAUAAUAAUAAUAAUAAUAAUAAUAAUAAUAAUAAUAAUAAUAAUAAUAAUAAUAAUAAUAAUAAUAAUAAUAAUAAUAAUAAUAAUAAUAAUAAUAAUAAUAAUAAUAAUAAUAAUAAUAAUAAUAAUAAUAAUAAUAAUAAUAAUAAUAAUAAUAAUAAUAAUAAUAAUAAUAAUAAUAAUAAUAAUAAUAAUAAUAAUAAUAAAAAAUUCAAUAAUUUUAAUAUCAAUAGAGCUAAUAAUAAUAUUAAUAAGAGCAAUUAAAAUCUUAAUAAUAAUAUUAAAAUUAUCUUGGUUAAUAAUUUAAAUAAGAACAAAAUUAAAUUUAAUAAAACUAAAUAUCAUUUUAAGAGGAUUCAGUUUAAUAACAAGUGAUUACAGAUUCAGUUUUUUAAAAAUCAUUAUCAGAGAUAUCUGAAGUAUAGAAUAUGACUUUAUAAUAAUUUGGUUUUGAUAAUUCAAUUUAACCAGAGAAGAUUCAAUUGGAUGAUGCAUCAUUUUAAGAAUAAAUUAACUAAAAGGAAGAAAAUCAAAAUUUGUAAAUUAAUUAAGGCAAUUAAAAUUUUUUAAUUUUAGAAUAGUCAGAAUUUGAAGAAUUAGUGAUAAAUAAAGCAAAAACAACAUAAAUUCUAUUGGAUCCUUAAACAAAUUAAUAAGUUUAUUCAACAAAACAAUCAUAAUUUAUUUUUGAUAAAAUUAAUUAGAAUGAUUUGGAAUCUAUUAAAUUAUUAGAGAGAUUUCUGGAGAAAAAAUAAAGUUAAUAUGAGAGAGAAGAUUAAAGAAAGUAAAUUUUAUAACUUUUUGAUAUUUGA
This is a messenger RNA of Paramecium pentaurelia, 2287 nucleotides long. Lineage: Eukaryota; Ciliophora; Oligohymenophorea; Peniculida; Parameciidae. The record is from the annotation of a GenBank genome assembly.